This is a messenger RNA of Colletotrichum truncatum, 906 nucleotides long. RefSeq names its product o-methyltransferase domain protein. Gene Ontology annotation, biological process: methylation. Lineage: Eukaryota; Fungi; Ascomycota; Sordariomycetes; Glomerellales; Glomerellaceae. The record is from RefSeq and is a predicted model, not a curated record. Gene Ontology annotation, molecular function: methyltransferase activity.
AUGGCUUCAGCCACGACUACUACUGCUUUGAGCAAGGGUAAAGUGAAGCUCUCUGGUGCACAAGAGACCCUCCUCCUCACCCUCUUCGCCCGAGCCAAAGAUGCCGAAUCCUCCAACCCGAUUUUGAACGACCAGCACGCCCUUGAAAUUGUCUCCCAGAUUCGGGAUCAGGGCUAUGAUUUCAACCGCACCUUCAUGGGCCCCAAAGACCUGUUCGCAGGCCCUGUAGCCAUGCGCGCCCGUAUGCUGGACGUGUGCACGGAAAGGUUUCUACGCAGGAACCCUGGACCCGCCACCAUACUCCACCUCGCUUGUGGAAUGGACUCAAGAUGCCAUCGGGUCAAGUGGCAGGGCGAAGGAAGAAUUUGGAUUGACGCGGAUAAGGAGGACGUGGUCGAGCUGCGGCGACAGGUCAUGAACGACCCAGAUCCGGGAAAGGGGGGAGAGUACCGUCUGAUUCAUCCCAACAUCCACAGCGAUACUUGGCUUCGUGAGGCCAAGAUACCGACUGAUAGACCAGUCCUGGUUCUCUUUGAGGGACUCACUCCGUAUCUUACCAAAGACGAAUUGAACGGUCUCGUUCGGCGAAUUGUCAACUAUUUCCGGUCACAUGGCGCCCACGGGGAGCUUCGCUUCGAUGCCAUUGGCUCAAUCACGUAUUAUACCGUAAACUACGUCUUCAGAACACCAUUCAAGACCAUGGGGACGCGUUUCUACUCUUACCUUGACAAUCCAAGGUCCUUGGCGCAAGAAGUCCCCGGUCUCAGGUUCAAAGAUCAGAUUUUCUUGAUGUCAGAUCUUUUCCGGUAUGGCUUUAUGGGCAUGAUUCUUGGCUUCUUUGGGUGGUUAAUCGAUCUGUUCCAUAUUUCGGCACGCAUUGCUGGUGGAUACGGAUAUGAAUUCUGA